Messenger RNA from Orussus abietinus, 957 nucleotides. RefSeq lists its product as uncharacterized. The record is from RefSeq and is a predicted model, not a curated record. The transcript has 4 exons. Bases 49 to 486 code for a protein of 145 amino acids. Lineage: Eukaryota; Metazoa; Arthropoda; Insecta; Hymenoptera; Orussidae.
UGGCUCAUUUUGCUCCAAAAGUUCACCUUCGUCUAUCCGUUCGGAAACAUGUCAGGCUACACGUGGGUACCUCGCUCCACCGGACGUUCACUUCCGGAAACGGCUGUUAGCGGAGGUCGCGAUGUCGAUGGAAGCACCAUUUACGUGGGACGAGCUUUUCACGAAGGAGACAUGAUCCCUGCCAAAGUGAUACCCGACAAAGGAGUCGCCUAUGUCUCCUGGAACGGAGAAGAACACGCGAAGCACGAUUACGAGGUACUCUGCAAAGGAGACUUUGUCUGGGAAUUCUGCAGCAACGGCUCGGUUCCAGAGCAUGCAGUGAUCGCUGGUCAAACUUCGGAUGGAGAACCUUUGUACGUCGGACGUGUUCUCCACAAUGGCUCCCAAACCAUCGGCAAGGUCCAAGUAAGUCACGGAUGCCUGUACAUUCCCUUUGACGGCGAAGAAUUGUCCUUCAAGGACUAUGAGGUUCUCGUCCUCCAUUAGCCAUUUCGAGCGAAACUUCGUCCGGUAAAUUCGUUUCCUACCAAUGCUGCCUGUAAAGCUGGGUAAUUAGAGCCCUCUAGAUUUGUACCAGAACGGAGUGAACGCAACACGAACGGCAAAUGAAACAGAAGGACGUCGUGUGGAAUUACACCCGAGGAAAGAUUUUCAUACCGUGGGUUCAAUCCUUCGGAAAAGCUUCACCUGGAGGAUUUCAACUGGUCAUGGUUUUGGCGCUGGAUAAUACACGAAUAAUACGAAUUGAUAGAAUCGAUAACGAACUAGAUAUCAGAUUUCGCGAUCCUUGUUCAAUACACUUUCGUUGUAACAAGAGAUGAUUACGGUUGCGUAACGCGUUUAUUACAUCAUCGAAUACUUUGCCACUCACGAGUUGUUUUGUACAUUCAUAUCAUCCCUUCCAUCUACGAGUCGACGCGACGUAAGAGUUAAAUAAAAAGUCGUAAAGUAUAUGGA